UCCGCCAGCUCCGGGGGGCGGGUGCCGGAGCGCAGCGCAGCCCGAUCUGUCCGCAGCGCGGACUAACUGGAAGUCGGCGUUGCCGCGGGAGGCGGACGAUGGGGGCAGGUGCCGCCGGCUGCGCCAUGGACCCGCCGCGCCUGCUGCUGCUGCUGCUGGGGGUGUCCUUCGGAAGUGCCCAGGAGGCGUGCCUCACGGGCCUGUACACCCACAGCGGCGAGUGCUGCAAAGCCUGCUACCUAGGAGAGGGUGUGGCCCAGCCUUGUGGAGCCAACCAGACCGUGUGUGAGCCCUGCCUGGACAGUGUGACGUUCUCCGACGUGGUGAGCGCCACGGAGCCCUGCAAGCCGUGCACCGAGUGCGUGGGGCUGCAGAGCAUGUCGGCGCCCUGCGUGGAGGCCGACGACGCCGUUCGCUGCGCCUACGGCUACUACCAGAACGAGACCACGGGCCGCUGCGAGGCGUGCCGCGUGUGCGAGGCGGGCUCGGGCCUCGUGUACUCCUGCCAGGACAAGCAGAACACCGUGUGCGAGGAGUGCCCCGACGGCACGUACUCCGACGAGGCCAACCACGUGGACCCGUGCCUGCCGUGCACCGUGUGCGAGGACACCGAGCGCCAGCUGCGCGAGUGCACGCGCUGGGCCGACGCCGAGUGCGAGGAGAUCCCUGGCGCUGGCCACACGGGCCACGCCCCAGAGGGCUCGGAGCUGGGCCUGUCCUCUGGCUCCAGGUGGAACAGCUGCAAGCAGAACAAGCAAGGAGCCAACAGCCGGCCGGUGAACCAGACACCCCCGCCCGAGGGGGAAAAACUCCACAGCGACAGCGGCAUCUCUGUGGACAGCCAGAGCCUGCACGACCAGCAGCCCCACACGCAGACGGCCACGGGCCAGGCCCUCAAGGGGGAUGGAGGCCUCUACAGCAGCCUGCCCCCGGCCAAGCGGGAGGAGGUGGAGAAGCUGCUCAAUGGCUCUGCGGGGGACACCUGGCGGCACCUGGCAGACGAGCUGGGCUACCAGCCUGAGCACAUAGACUCCUUCACCCACGAGGCCUGCCCUGUCCGCGCCCUGCUCGCCAGCUGGGCCGCCCAGGACAGCGCCACGCUCGACGCCCUCCUGGCUGCCCUGCGCCGCAUCCAGCGAGCCGACAUCGUGGAGAGCUUGUGCAGCGAGUCCACCGCCACGUCCCCCGUGUGAGCGGACCCGGGGGCCCCUGCCCUGCCCCACGUUCCGGUGGCUGAUGCUCCAGCCAACCCCGGGGGCCAGCGUCAGAGCUGAGCUCCUCCGGGCAGGGCUGUGGAGCCCGGGCCCCUAAACCACAGCCCUGCCACUGACCCCUUGUGGCCCCAUCGCUUCUGACCACACUCCCUCUGCGGCGCCAGAAGUGCCCCUGCUGCCUGCCCGCCCUGCCCCUGCCCCUCACCAUCUCCAGCCUUCCGCUCCUUCUCCCCACGCUUCUAGGCAGGCCAGCUCCUCCCACCAUAGCAGGUGUCAGAGCUGGGGGGGGGGGGGGCUGACACCAGGGAUGGUGUUGGGGUGAUGACAAGGCCCCAGAGACUCAGAGAGAGACUGAGGAACCAGAGCCAUGGACUCUACACUGUGAACCUGGGAAAGAGGGAGCAUCAUCGUGGCCUAAACCCUCCCUCAGCCCCUCACGUCCCCCCUCUGGCCAAAGAUGAAGAGGCUCGAAGGCUGGUCAGAGCGGGAAGGGGGUACUGAAAUCUAGUCCACCCUCUUGUUUUACCUACAGGACAGUGAGGCCCAGAGAGAGGCAGUGACUGGCCCAAAGCCACCCAGUAACGGGGUGGCCAAGUGUGGGCUGGCCUCCUCCUCUCUGAACGAGGGGUGCAAGCCUCAGCUUUGCUUAAAGGCUGGGAGAGGGGGGCCAGGCGACCCUCCGGGGAGUGUUGUACAGCCAGAUCCGGUCCACCCUCCACCAUCUCCAGACCUGUUCAACCCUAGGGGACACAGGAUGCUUUACCCAAGGCUUGGUCCAUGGAUCCAUUAUAACCCGAGUCAGCUUGGGGUUUGUGGGAAGGGGUGCCACUUCCCCCCUCCUGCCCCCCUCAGGCAUGUCAGUGUGGCAUCUUGGGUGUGGCCAGUCUGUAGGUGCCUUCUAUCCCGGCACAGACCCAGAGCCAACACAGGCAGUACUCGGGGUUAGGGGCUAAGGACCCCCCACAUACACCACACACACACACACACACACACACACACACACACACACACUCACACACACAGCGGAUGAGAAAUCUUUUCUCCACGAGUUCUUUCUCUUGGGCUGGGACCGGAUCCUGCCCGGGGCAGCUGCCAGAGAAGCAUCACAGGGAAUUGAACUCUGCUCAGCCGUCUUCCCUCGCCCCCGGGUUUGGCGGGCCAAGGACGGCUGAGGCUCGAGCUGGCGCCUGCCUUCCAAGGGCCUGCACAUGGAGGAAUGCUGCCCCCGCCUCCCCUCCCCUGAAGCCACGGGUUUGGCUGGGCCCCGAAGGUUGCGAAGAAGAAACUUGGACUGGUCUGGGAAUGCAGCAAGAAGGAACUGAGUUAAACUGCGGGCCCUGGACGGUCUGUCCAAAGUCUCGAGGGCCCCACAAAGGACAGCUUUUUCCCUAGCUUGGUGCCAGGAAGGGGCCUGGAGGUCCCUCCUGGCCUGUUCUGUUUUGCUUGAUGUUGGAAUGAAUGGCUCCCCCCCUCUAUUUAGCAUGAAGGAGCCCAGAGCAGGGGGUGCGCCCACAGCCACCCCCUCCCCCGCCCAGGGUUCUCCCAACCCCCAGCCAGGGACUGGGAACAUUGUAUGUAGAUGGCGUUCCUUGGACCUCAGUCUGUGAUGGGAGCAGGAAACUCACCCGCUGGCCCCUCGCCUGUGCACCCGGGAGCGGGGCAGAGUCUGAGGGUAUUUAUUUUCUGCCCCAGCAGUUGGGAGCGGUUGGAGGGAGGCAGGUAUGUUUUAGCAUGUGUUUGGUUCUGGGGCCCCUCCUACCUCCCUUUGGGCGGAGAUGGAACCCUUGGGGCCCCCCAGCUGGGGGGCUGUGAGCUCCAGACUCCCGACACCUUCCCCUCGCACCCUGUGUAACCAUUUCUUGGGCCCUCCUGAAACUUACACAUAAAACAUAAAUGAUGAACAUUAAAUAGCAAAGAAA
Messenger RNA from Myotis lucifugus (little brown bat), 3133 nucleotides. RefSeq names its product nerve growth factor receptor (gene NGFR). Gene Ontology annotation, cellular component: plasma membrane; cell surface. Gene Ontology annotation, molecular function: nerve growth factor binding; death receptor activity; coreceptor activity. NCBI's taxonomy places the organism in Eukaryota, Metazoa, Chordata, Mammalia, Chiroptera, Vespertilionidae. Gene Ontology annotation, biological process: Rho protein signal transduction. The record is from RefSeq and is a predicted model, not a curated record.